UUUGUUUGACCUCGAGAUCUACCGCCUGGGCCUUCGCUUGGCCGUUUGCGCUGUCACUGCCAAGCCCAACUGAUCUUGGAGGUUUGGGCCCAACAAGCCUUGCUUCUCGUGCCAAGGCUUGUUUAACCGCGGGAUCUACAUUGCCCGGACCUUUUGCUGUUUCCGUUGCCGUCGCCAAGCGCAGCUGAUCUUUUGAGGUGAUCCGUGAGGCUCUUGCUCAACUCACCGUCUGUCAGGUGCCAGGAUCCGCUGCGACGUGCAGAUCUUCUCGCGGUGGAUCCACAAUUCGUUCUACAGGACUCCUGUGCAGGCCGGGCCAGUGGAAGACGCCUGGUGCCCAGCAGAUUCCAGCAGCAGCAUGUGCACAUGUGACUUUCAGAGGAGUUGGUCAGAAUUUGGCAGACGAGUUGAUCAGACUUUGGAUGUGAGGGCUUGCGAAGCUGAUUUUGGCUGAAAUCUGAAAGUUGCUUGUGGAUCUUGUUGCUAUGUCCUUCAAUGCAGUUGCGGGCUAUCUCGGCGACCUUGCCCGCGGCAAGCGUGAGGGUGACGGCGAGCCGGCCAAGUCUGACUGGGAAGACUUGCAGGCCGCCGUCUUGGCCGGUGACACAAAGGCCCUGCAGGUGGCCGACGCAGUGAUGGCGCAGGCCAAGAGCCGCACUGACGCCGAGCGCAUGGAGGCGUUGGGGCGCCUCCUGCAGGAGGAGUCCGUGGAGGACUGGCGGAGCCUGCAGCUUGGCGCUCCGCGUGCAGCCAUGCCUGCCUCUGACAGCGUCUCAUCCAGGGACCCCAGGAACCUCAGGGACCCCAGCAACGCCAGGCGCCCCAGAAACCUCAAAACUUUCAGAGACCCCUGAAACCCCCGCCCUCCAGGGCACGACAGCUUGUGACUUCCGCGGUGCCGAUUUCGGUUGCUUGUUUUGCAGGAUGUGGGUCAGCCAGUCUGACGGAUGGACGCUGCGAAGCCUUGCAAGGCUUGGCCCGACCGACCUUCAGGCCGCGAGUGAAAAGGAGGAGGAGCACCCGUGCGUUGGUGUUGCCAAAGAAGCCAGUCAAUCUUGUGUUUGCUCUGGAAACUUGGCUCGAGGGUACUCAUCAACACUGAC
Molecule: messenger RNA, 1103 nt
Organism: Effrenium voratum
Lineage: Eukaryota; Dinophyceae; Suessiales; Symbiodiniaceae
Source: the annotation of a GenBank genome assembly